CAGCUCCAUCAAAUCCAAUAAUCUUCCACACACACGAUAAUAAUUAUAUAUAUAUAUAUAUAUAGUCCAUCCCACAAAUAACAACUCGAUAAGGCCACAAUAAACCCCUUUCUCUCAAUUUUCAUUCAACACCAUGGCAAGAAAAACCAAGUCCAUUUUCUUCACCUUCUUAUUAUGCUCUUGGGUGGUGGUAGUAGUAGCCCAAGAGGUAGCAAUUGCAAAAUCCGAAAGUGAAGCAUUAGGGGAACCGGAAUUAGAAAAAAGAGAAACACUUGAAAUCAUCAUUGGUGGUGGUGGUGGUGGUGGUUACCCUGCUCCUUCUCCUUCUCCAUCUUCCCCUGCAUAUUGCCCACCUCCUCCACCAAAACCACUGAGCCGGUUAGAAAAAGCGCGUCGAGUGCUUCUCAAGUUCAAAACCCUAAUCUAUGAUCCAGACUGUUACACGCAAAGCUGGAACGAGAACACCGACACGUGUGAUUUCAACGGGGUACGAUGCGCCACAUAUCCAAACUCAGAAGAGAAAGCAGUGGCUGGACUUGACCUAAACGGAGCAAAACUCAGCACUAAAGACGGUUGCAAUUUGCCCCUCACGGGUCUCGUCGACAGCAUACCCGAGUUAACAUUCUUCCACGUUAACUCCAACAACUUCUCCUUCACCGGUGGCUUCCCCAACAACAUCACGACCUUCCCUUUCUUCUUCGAGCUUGACCUAAGUAACAACAAAGUCAGUGGCCAGUUCCCCACGCAAGCGAUUCAGAACAACCAGUUAGUCUUCCUGGACCUCAGGUUCAACCAGCUUACCGGGCCGAUAGACCCGAAACUCUUCCAGAGGGACCUCGAUGUGAUCUUUGUCAACGAUAACCAGUUCACCGGGUGCCUCCCGGAGAAUUUCGGGUCCACGCCGGCCCGGUACCUUACAUUUGCCAACAACAGACUCUCCGGGUCACUCCCGAAGAGUCUCGGCUACGCGCCGAGUCUCACCGAGGUGCUCUUCUUGGGGAACCAUUUCGAAGGGUGUCUGCCCUUCGAAAUAGGUUACCUCAAGAAGGUCGUCGUGUUUGACGUAAGCAAAAAUCUCUUGACCGGCCCUAUCCCGCUCUCCUUCGGAUGCUUGAAGAGCAUUCAGUUUCUUAAUUUGGCGCAAAACAAGCUCUACGGUUGUGUUCCGGACAACCUUUGUCAAAUUCCUUCUAUCCGGAACAAUGGGAAUCUCUCUUUGGCGGAUAAUUAUUUCAAGGAAAUUGGACCUUCGUGUUGGAGUUUGAUCAAGUCCAAGGUUUUGGAUGUGUCAAGAAACUGCAUUCCGGGGCUUCCAGACCAAAAAUCACCCAAAGAAUGCUACCAGUUUUACAAAACAAAGAAGACAUGCCCUAACCAGAAUUCAUUUUACUACGUCCCGUGUAAAUCCCACUGGGGGACACAGAGCAACAAGCCCCCUGCUCCACCUUCUGAGCCUGUGACUUACAACGCUCUCAAACCACAUCGCUUGAGAUUGUGAUGAUCAGAUAUCAUAGGAUGGCUCAUAUUAGUCCCUUGUGUUGUUAUUAUUAUUUUUAGUUUUUCACAUAUCUCACUGGAUGGAAACAUCUUUCUCAAGGGGAUUUCGAAUCUUGGUUCACUCGGGUUCAUGUUAUUAACGCGGUUAUGUUAGUAUAUUUCUCUUUCAUGAUUAGCUGUUGUUAUUUUGUAUUUAUCUAUGCCCAUGAAUAAGUACUGCCCUGGAAUUGGGCAUCUUGACUAUUACAAGUUUGGUGUCAUUCAAAUGUAACGUCGAAUAAAAUUGGUACUGUAUAUAUUUGGAUGAAGGGUUGUGUUAAAUAUGUGAUCUUUCAAAUCGAAUUUUGUUUGUUUCGGGUCGAA
Messenger RNA from Glycine soja, 1860 nucleotides. RefSeq lists its product as uncharacterized. The record is from RefSeq and is a predicted model, not a curated record. The transcript has a single exon. The coding region runs from base 134 to 1498 and encodes 454 amino acids. NCBI's taxonomy places the organism in Eukaryota, Viridiplantae, Streptophyta, Magnoliopsida, Fabales, Fabaceae.